This is a messenger RNA of Arachis ipaensis, 1071 nucleotides long. The record is from RefSeq and is a predicted model, not a curated record. NCBI's taxonomy places the organism in Eukaryota, Viridiplantae, Streptophyta, Magnoliopsida, Fabales, Fabaceae.
AUGGCCAGAAACAAUUCAGAGGAGGCAAAUGCAACAAGGCUUGCCGAACUAGUGAAUCAAAGAUUCGAAGAUAAUCAAAAUUCAACUCCCAAGAUACAAAGAGUUCCUCUAUUCUUGCGUCAAAAUCCACACUUCUACAGGUACUGCACACCCAAGAUGAUAUCAUUUGGUCCCAUCCAUCACAGCAACCAAAAUCUGAAGCAACAAGGACAACACUUGAAACUUCAAUGGACAUCCCUCUACAUUGAACAAUACAGGAAACUACCUACUUUUAACGAUGGAUGUUCUUAUCUCUUUUGCUUGGAGAAUUUUGACAUUGAGCAUCCAGAAGCUCUGAAUCUAAAGGUUGAUCAAUGGAUGCAUAUUUGGCGAGAUAUGACCUUGCUAGAGAACCAACUUCCAGUGAAGCUGUUGAAGCUGCUCAGCACACAAAAAGGAUCUGAUUUAGAGAAUUUACUCUACAAUUUUGUUACAAUGGGUGCUGUAAAGAGGAACUGUACCGUGAUGAUUAGACUUGCAUAUACAGCUGAAUCAGUUCAUCAUCUGCUGGGUUUUGUUCGAUCUUACUUUGUUGGUGAAAGUGAAAUGGAGACUGAGAAAAUAGGAAGUGAUUUGAUGGCUCAUCUUCCUCUUCUUCCUCAUCCUUGGCAAACUUACAAGAACGUCCGUGAUCUUAAAAAAUCUGGGAUUCGAGUUGCGAAGGCAAAGAGUCCUGAAUGGAAAUGGAAUAACUUGUCUUUCACGUCAAGAUGGUUUAGCGGCAGAUUGAGACUUCCUGUUUAUGUAAACAAUGAUGUUACGCCUUAUUUCUUUCGAAACUUGAUUGCAUAUGAGAUGUGUCCGGACUUUUGUAGCAGCUUCGAAUGCUGUUCGUUCUUUUCUUUCAUGGAUUCUUUGAUUGAUGAUGCUGAGGCUGUGAAGGAACUUAGAUCAGCUGGUGUUAUCCAAAAUUUGCUUAAGAGCGAUCAAGAACUGGCGAAUUUUCUUAAUGAUAUUGGCCAUGAGUUGCCCACUAAAAUAUUUAAUCAUCUGAGGAGCAAUGCUGCCCCCUUUCAGCAAGAAAUAUGUUGA